Molecule: messenger RNA, 2816 nt
Organism: Schistocerca piceifrons (Central American locust)
Lineage: Eukaryota; Metazoa; Arthropoda; Insecta; Orthoptera; Acrididae
Product: probable tubulin polyglutamylase TTLL2
Exons: 11
Coding region: 135-1613 (492 amino acids)
Biological process (GO): microtubule cytoskeleton organization; protein polyglutamylation
Cellular component (GO): cilium
Molecular function (GO): tubulin binding; tubulin-glutamic acid ligase activity
Source: RefSeq, a predicted model, not a curated record
CGCCGCCGCCACACGACGCCGGCGUCGCGACGACACGAGCCUCCAGCGCCACCGGCGUCUGCCGCGGAAACCUCAAAGGGCGGUGCCAUGGGGAAGUCGCUGCCAGCGGUGGCUGCCGGCCACUGACGCUAGAGAUGAGCGCCUCACCCUUCCACGGGAGGCCCUUCGUCUUCCGCGUCAACGACAACGGCGGCGGCCCGCACCUGCUGCUGCAGGUGUGCGUGGAGCGCGGCUGGCGCGAGUACAACUCUGAAGCCGGAGGGGCCGCGCCGCGCGACACGUGGAACCUGUGGUGGCGCACGUCCGGCUUCCCUCUGUCCCACUACAAGCAGCUCAAGGCCUGGCAGUUCACCAACCACAUACCGAAGGGCUCCAUGAUUUGCCGAAAGGACAACCUGGCUCGGUACCUGCGCUGCAUGAGGAAGGUUUACGGCCCCAUCUACGAUUUCAGCCCACUGGGAUACAACCUGCCACUGGAGUACACCAAGCUGGUGGCAGAGUGCACGCGCCAGAGGCGGAACCGCGAGUCCUCCGUCUGGAUCUGCAAGCCCGUCUCGCAGAGCCAGGGUCGCGGCAUCUUCCUCUUCAGGAAAGUGAGCGAGCUGACGUACGACUCGAACGCGGUGGUGCAGCAGUACAUCGAGAACCCGCUGCUGAUCGGCGGCUACAAGUUCGACCUGCGACUGUACGUGUGCAUCCCGUCGUACCACCCGCUCACCGUCUACCUGUACCGCGAGGGCCUCGCCCGCUUCGGCACCGACAAGUUCUCGCUCAGCGAUCUCGACAACCCCUUCCGCCACCUCACCAACAGUUCGCUCAACAAGCUGGGCCGCGGCUACACGCAGAAGAAGGACAGGGUUGGCGCAGGCUGCAAGUGGUCGCUGCGACAGCUGCGGCACUACCUCCACCAGGCGGGCCACUCGGACUGGCUGCUGUGGCAGAAGGUGACGGCGCUCGUCGUGCUCACAGUGCUGAGCCACAGCCCGUCCGUGCCCACCACCGCCAACUGCUUCGAGUUCUACGGCUUCGACGUCCUCGUGGACUCCUCCCUCCGGCCCUGGCUUCUCGAGGUGAACCUGAGCCCCGCGCUGGGCAACGACUGCGACGUGGACGCGGCGGUGAAGAAGCCGAUGCUUCACGACAUGUUCGACCUGCUAGGACUGCCCGUCUGCAACACGGGGCUGUCGCUGUUCGCCGUGUUCAGCGUGGCGCCGGUGGAGGUGGAAGCGGCGCCACCUGCUGGUGAGGGAGUCAUCGGCCGGCGUCGGCGGCCCGCGGGCGCGCAAGAAGAGCGCGGGGGCGUCGCCGUCCCCCGGCGCACAUUGGACGCGCCUGCACGCCGCCCCCGCGAACCGCCUCCGGCCACGCGCUGCUCGUCGGCGGCCCCGACUGCACCUCAGAGUUCGGACCCGGAAGCGAGACCUCCGACGACGCCUGGGCAUGCUGCUGCUACACCCAGAGAGGUUCGCGACGUCGUUGCUGCAGUCACCCGCUACGUCAAAGCAGCGCGAGACAUCUACCGGCGAAGUCCACAGCUCUCCGACGCCGACUACAGCGCUGCCAUGCGGGAUGCACUCGCCAUUAGUGCCGAAGUCUGGGUGCCGCCUUGUUAGUGCCGAUGACCGGAAGGCGGAAAGCAAUCAGCCAAAAGCGUUAAUAUUUAAAAGAAAAACGUUAAGAGUAUUCAGUAAAAAAGUGUAAUGAAUUACACUUUUUCCCAGGUUUAAGUGAAGGUGUGACUCUAACUCAAAUUCAAGAAACAAAGAGAGUAUACUAGGUUAAUCAUUUAAAACUGCCACCUUUGAAUAUUUUUCGACCGGGAAGUGCAGUUAACAAAGUGAAAACACACACAUUUAGACACUUAUACAGCUACACUAUAAAGUUAUUCCAACCCUGGUGGAAGAAGGUAGUUUAUAACGGUUUUAAAUAACCUAUAAGACAUAUAAAGCACAAGUAUUGAGGAAAAUUAAAAAUGUACUGGCAGUAUCUUCAUUAAUCAACAGUUGACUAUAAUGCCGCAGAAUCUCAAAAUUCAUUUUCUAGCUUAGUUAGUGAUAUGGAACACAUUCUUUUAUGUUCUAGUUCAACAGCAGGAACGAGACACUGGUGGCUUAUCAGGGUAUACUUACAUUUCUUAUUUACAUGGGGAAUAUGCAUGUGUAAGAAAUGUUUUUCUAGUGCUGAUUGUGUCAACGAAUUUUAUGUUAAAAGCUGUGUGAGACUAUAAGCAGGAGAACUUGAAAAUUUCUGUAUAUUGCCCACAAUACAAUUAGUGAAAUAGAGUAAUGUCAUUCGGAGAGGUGAGAAAUCACUUUCCGGACUUCAGAAGAAUAGAAAAACAAAUAUAAUUAUUUUAUUUCCCAACGCUGCUAAACAUUAUGAAUCAGGAUAAUCUUCUGUCGCCUAACGAAGCUUUAUGAGAAGUUAAUAGCACCUUUGUCAUUCUAGAUACCUCUCACACCUUUAUACCUGAUAUUAAUGUAAUGGUGCCUAUAGUUGACAUCAGAAGUUUGUUUGCUAAAAAAAUCAGAUUCCUUUGUUAGUAGAUAACAGUGGGGUAAUGCAAUAUAUCAUCAAUUCAUAUGUAGUGCAAACUAUUUCAGAGACCCUCAAUGCACAAGAAAUGGAACUCUUAACAUUAAUACUGGAAUAUCCUGGGUGGAUUACAAACAAUGAAAUGGCUGGACACAGCCAACCAUAAUGAACAUGUGAACUUGCAUUCUUCUUCAGACCAGCCACAAAUGCACAGUCAUGCAUUGUCCAAGCACUGUAACCCAGCUCUCGUUUAUCAGGCAGAGGUUUUGUUUCUUUGUGUG